AUGGGCUUAUUAAUCUCUAAAAUAUGGAGUUUGUUUGGUAACGAGGAGCAUAAAUUAGUAUUGGUGGGUUUGGAUAAUGCUGGUAAGACUACAAUCUUAUAUCAGCUGUUACUUGGUGAGGCUGUUCACACUCGACCAACAAUUGGUUCCAAUGUAGAAGAAGUAGUUUGGAGGAAUUUGCGUUUUGUGAUGUGGGACCUGGGAGGACAGCAAAGUCUGCGUUCAGCUUGGAACACCUACUACACUAAUAGUGAAUUUGUCAUAAUGGUUAUCGAUUCUACUGAUCGACAAAGAUUGAGCAUAAGCCGAGAAGAAUUACAUUGUAUGCUGACCCACGAGGAGCUCAGUAAAGCCUGCUUACUUGUUUUUGCAAAUAAACAGGAUGUAAAAGGAUCAAUGACAGCGGCAGAGAUAUCUGAACAGUUAGAUUUGACGUCCAUCAAACAGCAUCCUUGGCACAUACAAGCUUGCUGUGCACUCACUGGAGAAGGGUUGCAUCUAGGUUUAGAAUGGAUUGCCAGUAGAAUAAAGAAGAAAUGA
Molecule: messenger RNA, 540 nt
Organism: Parnassius mnemosyne (clouded apollo)
Lineage: Eukaryota; Metazoa; Arthropoda; Insecta; Lepidoptera; Papilionidae
Source: the annotation of a GenBank genome assembly